This is a messenger RNA of Drosophila teissieri, 792 nucleotides long. Its product is annotated as membrane-associated progesterone receptor component 1. The coding region runs from base 99 to 710 and encodes 203 amino acids. The transcript has a single exon. The record is from RefSeq and is a predicted model, not a curated record. Lineage: Eukaryota; Metazoa; Arthropoda; Insecta; Diptera; Drosophilidae. Gene Ontology annotation, cellular component: endomembrane system; membrane.
UUUAAAAAACAAAGGGCAGUCAGUACAAUACAGUCAGAGGAGUUUUCAUACAAUUUUUUCACUUCUUAAACGCAGACUCUGGAAUUGGAAGCAACACGAUGGCCGACAACUCCAAAGGCGUGGAACACGCCACCAGCUGGUACUCCAGCUUCUACAAUUCCAUUAAACAAACGCCCAUCAAUGUUACCCUUAUAAUUAUAUCGACCAUCGUGUUCUACAAGGUGGCGAGUCUUAGCCGACGUCUGGGUCGACAUCGUAAGGAUCAGGAUCAGGCCAAGGCACCAGGUCCAAUCGACUUCUGCGAGGAUGAUGGUCAGGAGAAAGCGGAUGUGGAUCUUCCGCCCCUGCGGCAGGACUUUACGGUUCCGGAACUUCGGGAAUAUGACGGCACCCGGGCGGAUGGUCGCAUUCUGGUGGCCGUUAACUUUAAUAUCUACGAUGUGUCGCGAUCCGUGCACUAUUAUGGACGAAAUGGCGUUAAUCCAAACUAUGCCGGUCGGGAUAUUUCGCGGCAUUUGAUCAAUUUACCGGUGAACUUGAAUGCCAGUGAGGAUUUUGAUUACUUGAGUGACCUCUCAAACAGCCAAAUGAACACUUUGAGGGAGUGGGAACAGCAGUACAAGGAAAAGUACCCAUUUGUUGGAAAACUUAAGGAGGACGAGGCGGAUUUGGAAUUGGAGCCCGCUGUUCCGCUGGUGGAUUACAUAUGACUUUCUUUCUAAAUGAUAUGCGCAUUGAUCCAAUAAGAGUAGUAUCCAUAAUUAAAAGAAUAAAGGUCCCAGAAAAAGUUUA